Molecule: messenger RNA, 6759 nt
Organism: Lachancea meyersii CBS 8951
Lineage: Eukaryota; Fungi; Ascomycota; Saccharomycetes; Saccharomycetales; Saccharomycetaceae
Source: the annotation of a GenBank genome assembly
AUGCUUCCAAAGCAGCACUUGGAUAACAAUAGAAUUACGGAGGAAUUAGAGGCUGCAAAGAUCACUGCACAGAUUUCUAUCGCACAAAUAAGUGUUCUCAUCACAAGUCUCAGCCAAGAAAAUUACAGGCAAGUGGAACGAGAGAUUCACGACCUUUUACAGAGAUCUCCCAUCCAGGUUUACGAAAAUUACUGGAAAAAAGUACUGCCUCUAGCGUCUGUGCACAUCAAACAGCACGGCAAACUCGACCCAAAAGCAAACUUACUGCAUCGUCUGCUCUACCGUCUAUUUCAAGAUCUUCCGCUGAAGAGCCCAGAAGUCGUAAAGACAGUCAGGAAUAACGUUUUUUUGAAUCCCGAAGUUCAAGCUCAAACCGGCUUGAAGUUGGAGGAUUUUUUGCAAACACUAGAUCCCACAAACGACCAGCAGACUAUCAGCUUGCUAGACCCUGCUCCAACAAUCGACCGUCUCACCCGCUUAAAAAACCUCACAAUGAACGCAACCUUAUCUUUGCAGCACUUUUUGACCACUGAGUCUCCCAACACACUGGAGCAGAACUUGAGCAGCCUCCUAUGCUCUCUGGGCGGUGAAAAUCUCAACGACUUUGUCGCUCUCAUCUUAUCAGAAAUUUUAGCCCCACGCUCGCAAAACAUUCAACAGCCAAACUCAGCAUGGUUCACACCGGUAGCAAUUGGAGAGGCAGGCCAAAGAGGGACGCAACUAUCUAAUGCUUUCACCAAACUGGGUCCAUCAGCUGUCAACUGGAACCGCGUUUUCAAUCUGAUGUCCACAAAAUACUUCUUGGACCUUCCAAUUUCUGUUUCAUUAGCAUCACUAAACCAGCUACUGGCAGCUUUGAAUCGGGGCCGCCUUAUCGAUCAAUUUUUGAGUUGUGAUUGGAAUAUCCAGUUCAAACUCAACAUCUGCCUCCUGUUUCACAAAUGGAACUUACAGCACGGUUGCAUUGAUCUCUUAAGCAUGCCGGAUAUCAAGAAAAUUUCCAAUAUCAAUUUGAGAUCCAACUCGACAAAAACGCUGUUGUCGCUCAAAUCAAUUGCGCGGCUUGAUGUCGAAAUUUUUCUGUUAAGAGAAGAGCUUGCAGGCAAUCCUAUGCUACCUAUCUUUCAGGAAUGUUUUUUCGAAGAUUACGAUCUGGCUCCAGAGUAUUUAGCGUUGGCAGUGAUGACAGAGGCAAAACACUUCUCAUUGCUCGUAGACAACGCCGCAGUAAUUGACGAUCUACUCAUAACGCUACUCGUGAAAGUUUUCGAGAAAAUGCCAAUGUCUAUGGCCGAUCUCAUAAAACAGUUACCAUUUGAAAAGGUGGUGGAUCUCGGAAUUGUGAUUAUCCGUAAAGAAUCUUCCCCGCUUUCCGCAUUUUUGCAGAUCCUAUUCGAUGAAAACCUUCUGGAACGGUUUUUGAACAAUUUACCAUUUAUCGAGGCACUAAAGGCCACCCCAGGUGCGAAGAGAGCUGGCUGGACGGCAUUCGAAGAAUUUAUGAAAAAGAACCUGACACAUGAGACUGUACCACUUAUACUUCAGUUCCUAGAGCUUCAGUCCAAAAUGGAGGAAUCAAGUACACCUUUCUAUUCAUCAAAAGUUUACGAUCUUUCUGCAUUACACUAUAUCAUUAAUCUGUUGAGCUCAUUUCCCUUGAGUCAGGCUCAAAGGGAGAGCUUGGAAAACAUCCAGUUUUCCUUGAUUAUAGCAUUCCCAAGAUUAAUAAAUUUUGGGUACGGUCGUGACAAAGCGAUUCUAGCUAAUGGUGAACUGGUCCCAAUUCCAAUGGACGUUGAAAAGGAGAUGCAAAACUAUCUUCAAAAGAUGUAUAGCGGAGAGCUAGCCAUAAAGGAUAUCAUAGAAAUUCUGAGGAAGUUGAGGGACAGUGACGAUCCUCACGAUCAGGAUUUAUUUGCUUGCAUGACCCACGCUGUGAUUGCGGAGUCCAACUUUUUCAAAGACUACCCUCUGGAAGCUUUAGCCACUACCUCCGUACUUUUCGGAUCAAUGAUUCUGUUUCAGCUUCUGAGGGGAUUUGUACUGGACAUUGCAUUUAACGUUAUUCUUAAAUUUGCAACAGAUGGCACAGACUCGAAAAUGUUCAAAUUCUCUGUCCAAGCCCUCUAUGCUUUUCGGAUGAGGCUAAAGGAGUUUCCACAGUAUUGCAGACAUUUGAUAGAAGCCGUUCCAGCUCUUCAAAGCCAACCUCAAAUAUAUCAGACUUUGAGUCAAGCGGCCGCCCAGUCAUCUGAAAGAUCGACUAAUGGCCAAAAUAACAUGCACAGGGCUCCUGAAAUGGUAACGCUGAAUUUCUUUGCCAUCAACGAAGUUCCCCCACAAGUCAUUCAAGAAAGCCCACCCAAAGAGGUGACCGAAAAAAUAUUGUUUAUUGUGAACAAUAUAACGGAUGAUAAUUUCGACGGUAAGAUCGAAGCAUUUAAGUCAAAUCUCAAGGAUGCUUACUACGGAUGGUUUUCAAACUAUUUGGUUAAUCAGCGUGCCAAAACCGAGCCAAAUUAUCAUUCAUUAUAUGCAAGGCUGGUGGAUUCCUUGAAUUCUGAUCUUCUUUUCGAGUAUGUGCUGAACGCGACUUAUAAACAGUUGCUACUAUUGUUGUCAACUAAAGACAUUCAAUCUAAUGAAAAGAAUUACCUGAAGAAUCUGGGGGCUUGGCUUGGGAAUGUAACACUUGCUUGUAACAAACCUAUUAAGCACAAAAACAUUGCCUUCCGCGAACUGCUGCUUGAUUCUCACCGUGGAAAUCGCCUUGACGUCGUUGUACCUUUUGUGACAAAAGUUCUUCAACAGGCAGCGAAUUCAAAGGUUUUCAAACCACCUAAUCCAUGGACACUUGGGAUUCUGAAAGUCUUGCGGGAACUCAACCAAAAAGCUGGCUGGAAGCUGAAUUUGACAUUUGAAGUUGAGGUGUUAUUUCAGACCUUGAAGCUGAAGCUGAGCGACGUCGAACCUGCAGACUACAUGGACAACGCUGAUAGCGUUGCAAUAUUAAGUGGCAAACUGACAGUUUCGAAUGCUGAACAGCAGCAAGCUGAACAGCAACAACAAGUUUUAGUCAUGCAACAAUACCAACAACAGUUUGUUGUCCUACAACAACAACAACAACAACAACAACAACAACAACAACAACAACAACAACAACAACAACAACAACAACAACAACAGGUGACACAACAGCAACAACAACAGCAACAUGUGACACAACAACAACAACAACAACAACAACAACAACAACAACAACAACAACAACAACAACAACAACAACAACAGGUGACACAACAACAACAACAACAGGUGACACAACAACAACAACAACAGCGGCAAAGAGGUCUUUCUGUAGGAAACUCGGUCAAUGUUGAUCAAUCUUCGGUCACUGAUGCCCAAACAACCGAGACUCCAUUUAGCACAUUGCUUGGAAACACGUUGUUCGUCACACACCCUGAUCUCAAGCGCGUUUUUCAGAUGGCUAUUGCCAAGUCAGUCAGAGAGAUUCUCGUUCCUGCAGUGGAUAAAUCCUCCAGUAUAGCAGUAAUCACUACAGUCAACAUCAUACUGAAAGAUUUUGCUACCGAGGUCAAUGAAAUGAAGCUUAAAACUGCUGCAGUGACUAUGGUGAGGCACUUGGCUCAAAGCCUGGCGCGAGCAACUUCCAUCGAACUCCUAAAAGAUACCAUCCGCUCCACCACACAGUCUCUUGCACCCAACUUGAUGAACGUUCCCAAUUCGCCUAUUGAAGAACUCAAUACUGCCAUAAAUGACAAUAUUGGAGUAGCGCUAGGGCUUAUCGAAAAAGCUACUAUGGACAAGGCCACUCUCUACAUAGGAGAGCAAUUGAUGCAAGCUGUCGCGGUAAGAAGAUAUCACAAAGAAAGAAGAUCUGACCAGGUCUUCCUUGCUCAAAAUGCCAAUCCCUACUCGCUGAACUUACCUGAGCCAUUGGGCCUGAAGGCUACCGGCGUAACACCCCAGCAAUUUAGAAUAUAUGAGGAGUUUGGGAGCAGUAGCUUGAUAAGCUCCAACUUACCUAUUGAAGGACCUCCCAGCCAUCCACCGCAACAAGUGUUUGGCCAGCAGCAGCAGCAGCAGCUUCAACAACAACAACAACAACAACAACAACAACAACAACAACAACAACAACAACAACAACAACAACAACAACAACAGCAGCAGCAAUUGUUGCUUGAACAGCAGAAACAGAUUCAGCAACUUCAAAAACUUCAGUUCCAACAGCAACAGCAACAACAAUUUCAGAAUCAACAGCGGCAAGACUUGGAACAAGAGCAAGGACGAGAAAUUGAAGAUGAGGCACAAGAACUAGACCCAAAACCAUCACAACAACAGCAACAUCAUCAACAACAGACUCAACAACAGCCCCAACAACAUUUGCAACAGCUACAGCAGCCUCAACAGAAUCAUGUUCUGUUACAGCAAUUGCAGCACUCACAAGGACAGUCUCAACCAGGUACACCACAACUGCAGCCUCAAGCUGCUGUUCAGGCCGAGUUAGAGCAAAGUCACAGGGUUUUGGUGUUGUUAAUGGACAAUCUUGUUGCUCAGAUUAAGGAAAACGCUAAUAAGGUUCUUGCAACCUUGGGCCCAAAUAAUGAUAUCAACGAUAUUUUACUUCAAAUUUUGACCCUAAUCUCCAGAAGUAAUCAGAAAGAUCAGCUUGCGCUGAAGGUAUCCCAGGCCGUUGUUAAUAGCAUGUUUGCCACGAGCGAAAGUCCACUUUGUAGAGAAGUUCUUGCUUUGUUGUUGGAGAAACUUUGCUCGCUUUCGGUGGUAGCAAGAAAGGACGUGGUUUGGUGGCUAGUCUACGCUCUCGAUGCCAGAAAAUUCAAUGUUCCGGUGAUACGUUCACUGCUAGAAGUGAACCUCAUCAAUGCCCCUGAGCUCGAUAGUGUACUGGUUGUUGCAAUGAAGAACGGAAUGGAAGGUGCCGUGGAAUUUGCGGUAAAUUUGCUUCGAGAUGUAAUUCUGUCGGACACCCCACUUUUUAUGAGAUCUGAGUUCCUGCAGACUAUCAGUUUCCUAAAAAACGUCAACACAGACUUAACACAUACAUUUUUCGAAUUGUUCGAAAAGUCACAGGUGCUGCCUUUGAGUAAGGUUUCGGGGGCAACCAAUCAAGAGAAAAUGUUCCUUGUCUUCACUGAAUGGGUAAAACUUCUUCAAAGAGUGCCUGAAAAUGAUAUCAAAGUGACCGUCUUCAUUCGUCAAAUGAUGGACAAGGGCGUCAUCAACUCGACUGACAACAUGAUUCAGUUUACCAAGGCGGCCAUCGAACUGUCAGUUGGGUCCUUCAAGGAAAGUGAUCCUACCAGCGAGGUCUUCAUCGCUACAGAUGCCUUUAGCAAGCUCAUUGUCAAGCUGUUGGUGCUGCAAGAUUUUACGGCAUUGAGUCGCUCCGAGUACCUCCGUUUAAUGAUUUCCGUGAUCACAAUGGUAUUCUCCGAGGACCAGGGCAUGGCAGACAAUAGCUUCAAUGAAAGGCCGUACUUUAGACUGAUUUCAAGCUUACUGUGCCAAUGGGAAGAUGUCAGUGGUCACAACUUCAUCAAAAUUCAGGAUCAACAGUUCAGAAACGAGCUAAUCGAAUUCACGCCAGAAUUUUACAACAUAAUAGCGUCGUUCUUGCAUGCUUUCCAGCCCAUCGCUUACCCUGGAUUUUCCUUCGCUUGGAUUACUUUAAUUUCACACAGAAUGUUCUUGCCCAAGAUGUUGAGUCUUCCGGGUAAAGUUGGUUGGUCGAAGUUGAUCUUACUGUUCACGGACCUUCUCAAGUUUAUGGCUCAAUACACGAAGAAGAACGAUGUACCCGACGCUGUUUCAGUGGUUUACAAGGGCGCUCUUAGGGUAUUCUUGGCAGUGGCGAACGAUGCUCCAGAAUUUUUGGUAGAGAACCACUACGAGUUGCUCAACAAUUUACCACAUGUUUACAUGCAACUACGCAACGUGAUCUUGAGUGCCAUUCCUAAGAGAAUGGUUCUUCCAAACCCUUACGACCCACAGCUAAGUAUUGGUGACGUUGAGUCGUGUCAGCAUGUACCUAACGUGUUCUACGAUCCGGUUCAAGACCUGAAGAACCUUAAGAAACCAGUCGACAACUACUUGCGCAUUCCAAGUGCGUCUCUCCUUAGAGUAAUUUCCACCGGUAUUUUCAAGGCUGACCAACAGAAGGAUAGCGGUAUCGGCUAUGACUCGGUAUCCGUCGAUACCAAGCUAAUCAACGCUAUUGUCUUGCAUGUCGGGAUUGAGGCAGCACUGGAGAAAGACAAGACGACCGCCACCGCUAUAUUCAACACAAAGUCCUCUUACUAUGCGCUUUUGGCCAGCAUGUUGAGUGAGGGGACUACGGAAGUUAGGUUCCACGUUGUGCAGGCAAUUGUUAAUCAAUUGCGUUAUCCAAAUGCACACACCCUCUGGUUCAAUUACGUUUUAAAAAACCUCUUUUUGUCCGAGGAGUGGGGCCCCAGCUUUGCCGAAAUACAGGAAAUCAUCAUCAGGACGUUGCUCGAACGCGUUGUCACCAACAAGCCACAUUGUUGGGGUAUCAUUGUAACUUUCACGGAGCUGCUCAAAUCAUCCGAGUGUUCGAUCAUGACACUUCCGUUUGUCAAAGAUGUUCCUGAGGUUGAACACAUCAUCAAGCACCUCUCAAAGUACAUUAUCAAUGCUAGCGACACGGUGAAGGUUGACGGAAAAGGUGAAGGUCAAUUGGUAGCGUCGGAAGCCUAA